Rana temporaria (common frog) is the source of this 1330-nucleotide messenger RNA. Its product is annotated as signaling lymphocytic activation molecule-like. NCBI's taxonomy places the organism in Eukaryota, Metazoa, Chordata, Amphibia, Anura, Ranidae. The transcript is spliced from 8 exons. The record is from RefSeq and is a predicted model, not a curated record. The coding region runs from base 32 to 1114 and encodes 360 amino acids.
UUUUUAAUUUUUCAUCACAAACCUAAAAGAGAUGAAAGGACGUACAGUAGACCGUGUCAGUUCUCUGAAACUGCACAGGAAGGCAACACAACAUACUCACACAAUUAUGUUUUAUUACUGCUACAUAAUCUGCUUUAUUGCCUGCGAAUGUUUUGGUUUGGUGUCUCAAUGUGGUGACUUGGUCACUGAAUUAAAGGGGGUUCUUGGACAACCCUUUUAUUUUGAAAAAGUGGCUCUGGAAUUGAAAUAUGAUCACCUGACGCUGCAGCAGACCAUUAAAAACCAAAGAACAAACCUACUGAUUUACAGUCACAGUACGACUACUGAAGAAAGAUACAGAUACAAUGAAGGAAAUUCCUCUUUCGAGAUUCUGAAGCUGCAGAGGGAGGAUCAAGGGACCUACGAGAUAAAGGUCACCAAUGGCAGCACAGAAACAUUUUGUAAAUAUGACCUCAAAGUUUACGAGAUGAUCAAUAAUGUGACGGUCAACGUAACUCACAGCCUUCAGAAUGACAGCUGCAUGGUCACCAUGGACUGUGUCCCUCAGACUGGGGACAAUAUAACCUUUGGCUGGAUUAUAAACCAGACAGAUUUACACUACAAACUACUUAACAGCACUGUAAGACUUUGUGUCACAAAAGACAAUGCAACCAGCACCUACACCUGCCAAGCCGAGAACCCUGUCAGCAGGGUUUCUCGUAAGGUCAACUUAAUGGAGAUAUGCGGCAUGAGACCAGCUGCAAGUGUAAAUAAUUUUGACCCUAAAUAUUUGCCCAUUGGUUUGCUUGCUGUCAUCAUCAUUGUGAUUGUGGGAAUCUUGAUAAGAAAAAUAAUCAACCGAAAAAUAGGUAAACUCCACAUACAUCCACAAAGUCCUCUACGAAUGCCUCCUCCAUCAAAUCCAGAAUUGGAGGCUGUAGCCACUGAAGGUCUAAACACAGUUUAUGCGGCAGUCCAGAAAAAAGAGUUAAGUGCGACAAGUCCCAAUCAAGUUCCUUCAGAGCCUGUGAAGCAAGUGCCCAUCACGGUUUAUGACAAUGUCAAGAGGAAAAAGAGUGAAGAUAACUACACAACGGUUUAUGAGCUGGCUGGUCCCUGCACAAUAGACCCAUGAGAAGACUUUACAGCCAAAUCAUGACUAGACCCGACUAUGUUUACUUUUUAUAUUUCACCUCUGAAGAAGAAGGUGGCUUCGAAACACGUCAGAUGCCCUGGCAUGUUAUCAAUCACUGGCAUGUUACUGUAUGAUAAACCUAUGUGCUACGUUUUAUACUCUAGCCGCGUAUGUUUUUAUAUUUUUGUACAAUAAAAAUUAUAUCUUUUAUUUAAA